Messenger RNA from Xylona heveae TC161, 1762 nucleotides. RefSeq lists its product as hypothetical. The record is from RefSeq and is a predicted model, not a curated record. Gene Ontology annotation, biological process: endoplasmic reticulum tubular network organization. The coding region runs from base 197 to 1420 and encodes 407 amino acids. Gene Ontology annotation, cellular component: endoplasmic reticulum tubular network. The transcript is spliced from 3 exons. Lineage: Eukaryota; Fungi; Ascomycota; Xylonomycetes; Xylonales; Xylonaceae.
ACCUGUGGCUUGAUCUGGUUCAGAAACUUCUCAUUUCCAAGGCGACUAUUUUCUUCAUAUCUUGCGAGUAUUUUAAACUACACUUUCUUUUUUUUUUUCUUCCAAGCGAGCCAUUUCCCCACCGUUUUAAGCUUCUACCAUGUUUGCCUGAUCCCUACGUCACUCGUUAUACUUCAAAUACUGCUUGACCAACAGCAUGGUCUCCCUGUGGCCCUGGAGGGGCGAAAAUAAUUCUCCUGCUUCCUUCGAGAAAACAUUAUCUAGCCUCUCCGGAAAGGUGUCAAACACAUCAGCCCGUUUAGAUUCUCUUCGUCAACGCUCUCGGCGAGACAAGGUCUUAUGGACCCUCUAUACAUUAUUUGCCUAUAUACUUUCUUCGAUCAUCUUGGUUUUUGUCAUAGGAUGGGACAGGUGGGGCCCCUCCGGGUAUACAGCGGUUGCUGGAGGUCCGGUUAUCAUAUAUUUAGGGAGAUUGCUUCUGACGACUUAUUAUGAGUACCGAAUCUCCCGGGUGCAGGCAAGUUUAGAUGCACUCGAGAAGCAACGGGAUACGACAAUUGAAAAGCUCAAAGCUGCAACGAAAUACAAUACGACACAGCAACUGCUAGAAAAGUAUGGAAGCCCUCCGGCUCGGUCUUCCAAACCUCCUGCUGGCCCGGAGGGCCCCAAAAAGCGACGAGGAAAGGGGGCAGCAGAGACGCCGAACUCGCCAAAAGGAGGCAGAGUCGGGAUCGUCCCGCCACCGACUGCAAAUAUUCCGCGAAAUAACGCCGGGCAGCCGACACCAAUCACCCCUCAGCGCCCUCUGCCUGAUACUAAAAGCCCACCGAUGACAAAUGCAUCUGAUGCCUCUUUUAAUUUGUCCUCCUCAGCCAUGGGAGCCUCAUUCCGUGACAUACGUCCAGGGGCACCAGAAUUUGCGCCGAAUGCGUUUCCAACAUCAGCACAAGAUGCUUCUGCCCUGUCCUUGGGCGGCCCGAAAUGGUACGAUCGCAUACUUGAUUUGCUGCUCGGCGAAGAUGAGACGCAGCCGAAAAACCGCCUAGCGCUGGUUUGCCGGCAUUGCAAGUUGGUGAAUGGCCUUGCUCCACCGGGUGCAAAACGUCAAGAAGAUGUUGGCAUGUGGAAGUGCAGCAACUGUGGUGGAAAGAAUUGGGAAGAAAGCGAAGCCAAAAAGAUUGUUGCAGCGGCCGAAGAGGAGGCAAAAGAGGCGAUGGUAGAGCGGCAGCCUUCUGUGGGAGAAACGCUCAAAAGCGGUGAUGAGGAUAGUCAAAGCGACACUCCUGCGAGCCCAUCUGGAUCUGUCGACGAUCCAAGUGAGAGCGAAGACAUCAAAGUGGCCUCUGAGGAGGAACUGGAGGCGCCGAAAACCCAAACUAAAAAGGGCAGGUCUAAGGUUACAUACAAAAGGGGCAAAUAGCAUUUACGGUAUCUGCAUACACCAUAUUCGUCUCCACCUUGCAUUGACUUUUUUGAAUUCCCUUGAAAGCGUUUCUGCAUUAAUGAGCGCUCUGAUUUGAUCACUAGCUGCUCUACAGGAAUAAAUGGACGUGCUCAUGAGUUAUUGACCGCAUGGAUAUCGAACUUUGACAUGUGAAGCAAAAAGGCGGAGAAUGACAUCCUGGCUUUGAUACACGUACGCGAUGAACGUCUUGGCGGCAAAUCUACCUACUUCGACCUUAACGACGGCUAUGAUGCUACUGAUACUGUGAUAGUCAUUCACUCCUCUGACCAGACUUGGAAAGUGGUUUUUACGGCAGCU